AUGGGAUCUGUCUGUAUAAAUCGAUCAUCUAUACAUAAAGUAGAGCUUCAAUACCCAUUAAUCAAAAAAAUAUUAAAAAUCUCUCCUAAUAGAUAAAAUGCUUUGGAGAAGCCAUUCACUCAUUCUGAAUUAAUUGAGGAUGUCUAUGAAGUAACAGAAUUAGAAGGCAUUCUUAAAGAUCUUGAAGAAAAUAAAAAGUUUACUGAAGAUAAAAUAUUAACUGAUGAUGUAACAGUUCAAAAAGAGUAAGUCAGAUAACAUAUAGCUGUGAAUUAGGCUAUUAAAAGAUUAAAUGAGAUUGUAACUUAAAUUCAAUUUUAAGUAGAGCUACAAGAAAAAUCUUCUGUAACUUUGAGAACUAACUACAGAGGUUCAGAUACUUAAACAUUAAAGGGUAUAUUAAAAUCAGAUUAAUCUAAAUCUAAAUCAAAAUCGAAAUCUAAUUCGAAAUACAACAAUUCAGUUAAGAAGCUAAAGUAAGCGACAACCUAAAAAAAAGUCUCUUUUGAGUCGAGAAUAUUAAAACACAAAUCAAAUAAAAUGUAUAUAUGA
This is a messenger RNA of Paramecium pentaurelia, 552 nucleotides long. The record is from the annotation of a GenBank genome assembly. Lineage: Eukaryota; Ciliophora; Oligohymenophorea; Peniculida; Parameciidae.